Messenger RNA from Hevea brasiliensis (rubber tree), 2047 nucleotides. Its product is annotated as putative casein kinase II subunit beta-4. Bases 1240 to 1713 code for a protein of 157 amino acids. Gene Ontology annotation, molecular function: protein kinase regulator activity. The transcript is spliced from 2 exons. Lineage: Eukaryota; Viridiplantae; Streptophyta; Magnoliopsida; Malpighiales; Euphorbiaceae. The record is from RefSeq and is a predicted model, not a curated record. Gene Ontology annotation, cellular component: protein kinase CK2 complex; cytoplasm.
CACCUGCAGUAUAGGGUUUGUCUUUAAGGUUUUCAUACUUAAAGAAGGACGUCUUGUGAGGCAUUUUUAAUUUAUGUAUGGUUCAAAACAUGAUCAAAGAAUGGUCUAUAGACGUGUGAACUCUGUUGUGCAGUAACUCGCAAAUGUUUUUUCCAAGGGAAAAGGCUCUCACUCAGGUCUCAAGAGACUAAAGUGUCCUUUGGGUUCGGAUUAUAACUUAAUACCGUCAAUGUGGAAUUCGGGAGCAACGAUCUUCCUCGGAUGAGCCCACAUUGGUCCAUUGGCUGACAUAAUGCUAUAGCCCAGCAAAGGUCCACGAUUCUUAGACAAAUAAGAGGGCUUCCCCAGGUUAAACCAUGUAUUAAGGCUAAUUUUCUUCACCGUAUCUCCAUCUGCUGUGCACAAUAGCUACAUAUUUCGAGUUGGAUACAUGAACGUUGGUCCUGCACAAAUUCAAAUCCAAAAUAGCAGUAGAAGUAGCACUGUAGAUUACUCCAGAGGGUACCAAAAAAGAUGGGAAGUGAUGGCAAGAUACAGGAAAGACUCGGUAGCCGGGCAAUGCACCCUUGUCACACAAGCAAGAGUCUCAUCUGUAUUGGGCAGUUACGUAUGUCAGAGUUAACCGAAGAAAUGAAACUUUAUUGAAGUUACAAUCACUUCAACAAUUCCGUCUCCUUCAAUUUUCUCUGCCUUUCGGAGUUGGAAGUGGAACAAUAUAAUAUUUCUAGGGUUUCUUUCAUACGAUGGAUUUUUCUUGUCCCUCCCGAGUAGUUUGGAUUUAGAUUUAUCAAAUUAUCGCAUUUACCAUAACAAGGCCCAAGUGUCUCGAUUGUUCUGUAUUUACUUUAUUUAGAUUGGGCUGGAGCCCUGCAUGCAUGAAGCCCAACAAGAAAAUUGAGAGAGGAAUACAAGAAAACAAGAGACACAGAGAGAACAUAGACGAGCUCGUGAAUGUUAAUCUCCCACAUAGAAAACCCUAGUUUUCACCGUCUACCUCCUCAAUUCCUUACCUCUCUAUCCACUCUAUUUCUCUUUUUCAUAUUCUGCAUCUGUUUUUUCCCUUUCUUGUUCUCUCUUCAUUCUUCCAUUCUACCCUAAACCCUAAUUUCCUCAAAUCUAGGGUUUACUUUGCCUUUCCCAUUUUAUAAUUUUCUGUUCAACAUGUUGGCUAUCAAAGCGUGAAAAUUUUUCCAAAAAAAUAAAAAGGCCGGGGUUUUCAAACUGAGAGGGAACGGAAUUAUGUAUAAAGAUCGAGGAGGAGUUGCUGGUGGUUCAUCGAGAUCGGAGAUCGAACGAAAGCGCAUAAACGAUGCGCUGGACAAGCACCUAGAAAAGACAUCCCCUUCCACUUCACGUGCCUUGAGCAGUAAGGACAAAGAGAGAUUGUCCGUACCAUCCACUUCCACCGGUAAAUCUCAGCUCGAUCAUCGCGAUUCUCGCUCUGGUUCUCUCUCCAAGAACAAGUGUUCCGAUGAGGAAUCAGAGACUGACAGUGAAGAAUCAGAUGUUAGCGGUUCUGAUGGAGAUGACACAUCCUGGAUAUCAUGGUUUUGCAAUUUGCGAGGAAAUGAAUUUUUCUGUGAAGUUGAUGAUGAAUACAUCCAGGAUGAUUUUAAUCUUUGUGGUUUAAGCAGUCAAGUUCCAUAUUAUGAUUAUGCACUUGAUCUGAUUUUGGAUGUUGAAUCCUCUCAUGGUAAUAAUUAUUUUUUGUAAUAACUGGCAUUUAUUUUUCAAGUUUAUGUCUGGGGACUUGUGUGAUUGUUUAUUCCAUUAUUCAACCUGUUAAGCCUAUAUUUAUAAUUGAAUUGUUUGUCUGAUGUGCCUUCGGGAUUAUAAGCUUUUAAAUUUAUCUGUCAUUUUUUAAGACAUAGUGUAUUAAGCAUAUACUGGCACAUUGCAUGCCUCAAUAAUCUACAACCCUGAAAUGCAAAUGCCGAGCUAGUCUUUUUUGAGUCUUGGUGAAAACUCAUUUUGCUAAUUACUUUGCUGUUAACAUGGAGAAAGUAUUCUAUCUUGGCUUUACUGAUUAAUGCUAUCCAGUGAAGUU